AUGGAUACUCAUCAAUCAUUUAAUGAAAAUCAACAUCCAAAUUUUAAUAGUGGUAAUCAUGGAGGUAUUAAUAUGAAUAGAUUUCAAAGAUUUUCAAAACCAACAAUUUCACCAAUUCAACAACAACAACAACCACAACCACAACAACCAUCAUCAAUUAUACAAAGACAAUCAAUCAUUAUGACACAACCACAACCACAACCACAACCACAAAUGAUACCAAUAUUUAGAGAACCAAAUGAAUGGUAUAAAUUAAUUGAUAUGGAAAUGAAUAAAUUUAAUAAUGAGUCAAGACCAUCACCUGAAUAUAUAAAAUAUUUAACUCAAUUAUUUCAACAGGCUUUAGAUAGUCUUGAACAUAAAAAUACACCCGAAUUUUAUUUAUUCUUAUUAAAUCGUGCAACUUUUCAAAGUAAAAUCGGAGAGAAUGAAGAUGCAAAAGGAACAUUAAAAUAUAUGAAAGUAUUAAAGAUGGAAAGUUUUGAAGUAUUUGUAUUAUUAUCAGAGAUUGAAUCGAAAUCUUUUAGAUUUUCAAAGGCAAGAUCAAUUAUUAAUAGAGGUAUUCAAAAGAUUCCCUCAAGGAGUAAAGAAUUUGAGGGAUUUUUAAUGGUUAUAGAUAUUCAAGAGGAUGAAUUUUCAAGAAAUGGUUGUAUUAUUAGUAAUAAUAAUAAUAUAAGUUUUAAUAAUGGUGAUGUAAAUAAUAAUAGUAUAAUAAUGAAUGAAAAUGAUCAACCAAUGGUAAUUAAUCUUAAUCCACAGCAGCAACAACAACAACAACAACAACCAUAUGAAAUAUCAUCAUCAUCAUCAUUGAUGAGUACACCAGCAUCCUCUAGACAUUUAUCUAAUAGAUCAUCAAUAGUUCCAACACCAAAUAGUUCAACAAAACUCUCUGAAUCAAUUAAAACAAUUGGUUUAAGAUCUGUACAACCCAGAAGAGUUAUUCAUAAACAAACUACUACAAAUUUUAAUACCACCACUACUACUAUACCUGAAAAUAGUUAUGAUGAUGAUGCUGAUCAACCAAUGGAUCAUGAUGGUAAUAAUAAUAAUAAUUUUAGAAUACAUUCGAACAACAAUAAUAAUAGUAGUGCAAAUAGUAGUUAUAAUAAAAGUGAAAAUGAUGAAGAUGAUCAAGAUGAAGAAGAUGAAGAAGAAGAAGAUGAAGAUGAGGAUGAUGAUGAAGAAGAUGAAGAAGAGUAUGAAGAUAAUAAUAAUAAUAAUAAUAAUAAUAAUAAUAAUAAUAAUAAUAAUAAUAAUAAUAAUAAUAAUAAUAAUAAUAAUAAUUAUUUUAAAUACAAUCGACAACAAUACAUUUUAAAUAAUGAUAGUGAUACUAGUACAAACCCAAAUUCACCAGCAUCUUCAAACUCUUCUGUUAACGAUAUCAUUAACAGUAUUUCAAUUACUGAUGAUUCUAAAUUAGAUUAUGAAAAUAAUGUAAAAUUACAACAACAACAACAACAACAACAACAACAACAACAACAACAACAACAACAACAACAACAACAACAACAACAACAAUAUAUACAACAACAACAACAACAACAACCAAAAAUACACCCACAAAGAUUUUCACUUCAAAAUAAUACACCAACAACAACUACAACAACAACAGCAGCAACAAAUGUACAGAACCCUUCAUCAUCAUCAUCAUAUAUUUCACCUCCUUUAUCUUCUCAAUCAUCAGAACUCCAACAUCAAAGAAGACACUCUAUUCAAGCUCAAAGAGCAAAUAAACCUCCUGUUAUUCCUCCACCUUCAAAAUUACAUCAAAAUAAUUUACAACAGCAGCAACAACAACAACAACAACAACAACAACAACAACAACAACAACAACAACAACAAUUACUUUUACAACAACAAGCUUUAUUACAACAACAGCAGCAACAACAAAUUUUAUUACAACAACAACAACAACAACAACAACAACAACAACAACAACAACAACAACAAAAACAACAAGAACAACAAUUAAAAAAAACAAAUAUGCAACCACCGCCACCAAAGCAACCUCAACCUCAAACCCAAACUCAACAACAACAAAAAAAUAUUAAUAAUUCAGAAAUUGUUGAUAAAGAAAAAUCAUUUGAAGUUGCAAAAAGUUGGAGUGAAGUUGCAAUGGUAAAUGGUAAACCAUAUUUAAGAAUUGAAUUUAUAGGAAAAGGUGGUAGUGGUAAAGUUUAUAAGGUAUUAAGUGGUGAUUUAAAAAUCUAUGCAUUGAAAUAUGUUUGUUUAUCAGAUCCAAAUGAGAUUGAAGCACAAUUGAAUGAAAUUGAAAUGUUGAAACGUUUAAGAAAACAGGUUAAUAUCAUUCAAUUGAUAGACUAUGAAGUUAAUAUGGCAAAGAAUUAUAUAUUGUUAGUGUUGGAAUUUGGUGAGAUCGAUCUAUCAAAACUUUUACAAAGAUUGCAAACUCCGAAUGGAACCAAUGUGAAUUUCAUACGUAUCUAUUGGCAGCAAAUGUUGCAGGCUGUGCACACCAUCCACGAGGAGAAGAUCAUUCAUGGUGAUUUGAAACCCGCAAAUUUCGUCUCGGUUCAGGGUAGUUUAAAAUUAAUUGAUUUCGGUAUUGCCAAAGCCAUCCAAUCCGAUGAUACUACCAAUAUCGUUAGAGAGAGUCAAAUUGGUACAAUCAAUUAUAUCUCACCCGAGGCUUUAAUCGAUACUUCACAAGGUGGUCCAAAGCAGUGUAUGAAGUUAGGAAGAGCAAGUGAUAUUUGGUCUUUGGGUUGUAUACUCUAUGAGAUGGCUUUUGGUUAUCCACCUUUUAAAAGUUUUUCAAAUAUAAUCUCAAAAUAUCAAGCUAUCAUUAAUCCUCAUCAUAAAAUUGAAUUUCCAGUUCAUCCAAAUGAAAAUUUAUUAAAAGUUUUAAAACUUUGUUUAAUUAGGAAUCCUCAUGAAAGACCAACAAUUCCAACUUUAUUAAAUCAUGAUUUUUUAAAAAUUUAA
Dictyostelium discoideum AX4 is the source of this 2952-nucleotide messenger RNA. It is a transcript of the gene mps1, whose product is annotated as TTK family protein kinase. Gene Ontology annotation, molecular function: protein serine/threonine kinase activity; protein serine/threonine/tyrosine kinase activity; ATP binding. The record is from RefSeq and is a predicted model, not a curated record. The transcript is spliced from 2 exons. Lineage: Eukaryota; Evosea; Eumycetozoa; Dictyosteliales; Dictyosteliaceae. The coding region runs from base 1 to 2952 and encodes 983 amino acids.